Spodoptera litura is the source of this 650-nucleotide messenger RNA. RefSeq names its product larval cuticle protein A2B-like. Gene Ontology annotation, cellular component: extracellular matrix. NCBI's taxonomy places the organism in Eukaryota, Metazoa, Arthropoda, Insecta, Lepidoptera, Noctuidae. The record is from RefSeq and is a predicted model, not a curated record.
ACAGUCGAAUACUGACAUUCAAAACAGUAGCACGAUAGCAAGCUAUCUAAUUUAACAAAAAUGGUUGCCAAAUUUGUGAUUGUCCUCUCCCUCGCCGUUGUGGCUUACGCCGUGCCCCUUGUUCCCGUCAGCAAGGUGGUGUACGCUGAGCCUGAGGCGCCCGCUCACUACGAGUUCUCAUACUCCGUGCACGAUGACCACAGCGGUGACGUGAAGCAGCAGCAGGAGGCCCGUCAAGGCGACGCCGUGCACGGCUCGUACUCUCUCGUGCAGCCCGACGGUGUGCACCGCAUCGUCGAGUACACCGCCGACAAGGAGCACGGAUUCAACGCCAACGUACGCUACGAGGGCACCCCCGUCCACGCUGAACCCGCCAAGAUCGCCUACGCCGCCCCCGUAGCCAAGAUCGCCUACCCCGCUCCCGUAGCCAAGGUCGCCUACGCCGCUCCCGUUGCCAAAGUAGCGUACGCCCCAGCUGCAGUCUCAUACUCCCACGCUCCAGUCUACGCCGCCCCCGUCGCCAAGGUCGCCUACGCCGCCCCUGUCGCCAAGGUUGCCUACGCUGCUCCCGUAGCUCACGUCACCUACUCUUCUCCCGCCAUCUCUUACCACCACUAAAUUGUUAGAUCCUGUUAUUACAUAGACUGUUG